AUUCAAGCCAUCUCCCACCAUUGAAGCCAACAUACACAAUGAAGGUUACCAUUCUCCUCUCCGCCCUCGCUGGACUGGCUUCCGCGGCCCCUUCAGCACUUGCUGGUGCCUAUUAUGAGCAGUGGUGGGAUGAGGGUUGCAACGGCCGAGCUUUACUGGGAGGCUCCCUGACCCAGGGAUACUGUACCAUCUUUGAGGAUUUUCCCGGCAAAAGCAUCAAGGUUACGCAGACAAACCCAUGCCCUGUCGGCACAUCGCUACAAAUUACUAUUUCCUCCACGAAUGACUGCAACAAUGAUCAGCCUGACUGGACGUUUGCCGCGACGAGCGAAUGCAUUAAUGUCUCGAUUCAACCAUCUGCAGUGCACCUUAACUGCGUUUAAUGGGUGAAGAGAAGACCUAAAAUGGUGUUGGGCUUUGGUGACUUGUCCUCAUAGGUAGAAUAAACACAAUAUUCAAUUGGCUUAGUUUUAACAACUAGAUUGACGAGUACAUGAUGGUUCUCUACCCUGAUUACUGCGAAGGCUAUUAUAAAUACCUACAAACCGAUGGUCUUUUGAGACAUCC
Messenger RNA from Trichoderma virens Gv29-8, 567 nucleotides. RefSeq lists its product as uncharacterized. The record is from RefSeq and is a predicted model, not a curated record. The transcript has 2 exons. Bases 39 to 383 code for a protein of 114 amino acids. Lineage: Eukaryota; Fungi; Ascomycota; Sordariomycetes; Hypocreales; Hypocreaceae.